Messenger RNA from Oryza sativa Japonica Group (Japanese rice), 547 nucleotides. Its product is annotated as dirigent protein 1. NCBI's taxonomy places the organism in Eukaryota, Viridiplantae, Streptophyta, Magnoliopsida, Poales, Poaceae. The record is from RefSeq and is a predicted model, not a curated record.
CUCGACCAUGGCGUCCCUCUCCUCCCUCCUCCUCGGCUGCUUCCUCCUCGCAGCCGCCAUCUUCCUCCACCGCAACGGCGCCUCCACCACUACCACCCACCUCCAUUUCUACAUGCACGACGCCUACACCGGCCCGGCUCCCACCGCCAUGCGCGUCGUCUCCGGCCGCUCCUUGCUCGACGAUGGCGGUGACGCGGUGCCGCGUCAGUUCGGCGACAUCGUGGCGCUGAACAACGCGCUGACGGAGGGGCCAUCCGCCGGCAGCACGCGCGUGGGCACGGCGCAGGGGUUCGCGGUGCGGGUGUCGGAGGGCGGCAUCGUGGUGUCGGACCUGAGCCUGCACAUGGUGCUGGAGGCCGGCGAGCACCGCGGCAGCUCGGUGACGGCGAAGGGCCGCAUCGACAUGGACGCCGGGGAGCGCGAGUCGGUGGUGAUCGGCGGCACGGGGCGGUUUCGGCUCGCGCGCGGGUACAUGGUCACCAAGAACUACGACUACAGCCUCGCCACCGGCGGCGUCGUCCAGAUCGACGUCUGCCUGCAGCACUAG